UGUGGAUUCAACAAUUGUGGGCUGGAGUAGAGGGCAUUUGUUUCCCUUGACACUACUGUCACAUCACGCGUACGACUUGAGCCUUCGAGUCUCGCAAAGGAGAGGCAAGCAAGGCUGUGAUGCGCAUGACGCUUACGAGGAUAUGUGGGGUGAAUGCGAGCACACGAGAACAGUCAAGUAGUCGCCUGAGUGUCAUCAAGAGGUCCACCUUGAUUCGAGGUCGCCGCGGAGAGAGCGCAAUCGGGCCUUCGGACUAGGACCCAUGCAGCAAGCUCAUCAACGACAAGCCAGUGCUGUAAACGUAGCAAAAUAUGGAUGGGCUGGACCAGCCAUGGCAACACGGCAGGCGCAUCUCGGACAAGAAGGCCGAGGACCUUGCACAGUCUGGCCUUUCAAGGGGCAUGUUGGCCGAGCAUGACAAAGAGGACGCUUGGCCAACGUCCGAUCAAUCGCGUGAAGCUGCGACUGCCACAAGCUCCGCUGCCCGCCUGCCAUGCGCUAGCGACUCUGCUGACGGGUUUCCAGAAGGCGGUGCAUCCGCCUGGUUGGUCGUUUUGGCCUCCUUCAUUCUCUACUUUGGUGAGCCAGCCAGCCACCGACGUCUCGAAUUGCCCCCCAAUUUCCCCUUGCUCGUCUGCCUGUUCGGAUGCUCACAAGACGUUGAUCCUUCCGCGUCAGUCGGCUUCGGCUUUCAGAACGCCUUUGGCGUUUUUCAAACCUAUUACACCAACGAACGACCUGGCGGACCUCUGAGCACACCUUCAAGGAUUUCCUGGGUCGGCUCCUUUCAAGUCUUUGCCACAUUCGCUUCCGGCACAGUCACUGGCAUUCUGAUUGAUCGACUGGACGCGCGUCUGAUCGUCGCAUCGGGUUGCCUCGUCUUCGUCACCUCCUGCAUGCUGAUAUCCAUCAGUCUCCCUCACUACUGGGCCGUCUUCCUCAGCCAAGGCUUGCUGCAGGGCAUUGGUAUAGGGAUCCUCUUUGCUCCAGCCUUGGCAUGCACUUCUCACUUCUUCGCUCGAAGAAGGGGCGUAGCACUGGGCAUUGUGGCCUCGGGCAGCUCCUUGGGAGGCGUCGUAUGGCCCAUCGUGCUGGAUCAGCUCAUUCACCAUGGACCUGGCUUUGAGUGGGCUCUGAGGAUAUCUGGCUUCAUCGCACUUGCCCUUCUCUUGGCUGUGCUUCCGCUCGUCAAGAAGAGGGUACCGCCAGUGCAAGGCAAGUUCUUCGCACUCGGCGCUUUCAAGCACGUUGGCUUCACAAUGCUACUUGCAGGCCAAUUUCUAGUCUACCUUGGACUUUUCUGGCCAUACUACUACCUUCCUUCUCUAGCUGCUUCUCAAGGUGUAGCAUCUACAGCUAUCUUCUACCUCGCAAGCGCGUCCAACGGCGCGUCCAUCCUUGGCCGGCUGACCGCCGGAUUGCUGGGAGACAAGCUAGGUCGAUACAACAUCCUCAUCAUCUCGCUCUCCUUGAGCGGUCUGAUCAUUUUCAGCACCAUUGCAGCCUUACCUCUUCGAGGUCAAGAGGCCAAAAGGACCAUCUUUGCGAUUGCUACUGUGUACGGAUUUUUCAGCGGGGCUUUCUUUGCUCUACAGGCUGCAGCAGUCACCAGUCUAGCACCUAGCGCCAACAGAGUUGGAGAGUGGAUAGCAAUGCUUUAUCUGGCCGUCUCUCUGCCUGCAUUGUUUGGUCCGCCGAUCGGAGCGCAAUUGUUUCAAACAAGAGGGUACACUGCUGCACUGGCCUUUGCUGGCUGCAUGGUCUCAGCUGGCGCCAUCGUUGUCACCUUCUCGCGACUAGCCCUCGAUAGAAGACUCUUGAAGCGCCUGUAGAUGGAACGUGCCCCCGCAUGCAAUGCAUAACGACCCAAAUGUAUGAACAGUGGCAGCACCGCCAUCACGGAUGGUGUGCACGGGAUGCUUCAAUUUCAUUUCAAUAGAGUCGCAAGGAA
Ceraceosorus guamensis is the source of this 1951-nucleotide messenger RNA. RefSeq names its product MFS general substrate transporter. The transcript is spliced from 4 exons. Gene Ontology annotation, cellular component: fungal-type vacuole membrane. Gene Ontology annotation, molecular function: transmembrane transporter activity. NCBI's taxonomy places the organism in Eukaryota, Fungi, Basidiomycota, Exobasidiomycetes, Ceraceosorales, Ceraceosoraceae. The record is from RefSeq and is a predicted model, not a curated record. Bases 312 to 1832 code for a protein of 506 amino acids. Gene Ontology annotation, biological process: transmembrane transport.